Molecule: messenger RNA, 4514 nt
Organism: Diaporthe batatas
Lineage: Eukaryota; Fungi; Ascomycota; Sordariomycetes; Diaporthales; Diaporthaceae
Exons: 5
Coding region: 633-4232 (1199 amino acids)
Biological process (GO): mitotic sister chromatid cohesion
Cellular component (GO): chromosome
Molecular function (GO): double-stranded DNA binding; protein binding; cohesin loader activity
Source: RefSeq, a predicted model, not a curated record
GCGAGCUACCAUCCUUUGCUCGUUUCUGUUUGUGGACAGCAAUUGUUCGCGAAACCCCCGGUGAUAUUUCUCUGGGGCUUCAUGAUCUCGUGGGGGGCCGUGCCAUGUUGACUGUAGCCUCGCAUGUGUUCGCGAGGACUGUCACGCUGGACCCUCGCCUCAAUUGCGCUUCCCAUCGACACCCGCCUUUUUGGUCUGAGCUUGGACACGCUCAGUGCUCCCGAAUAACCCGGCCUGACCUGUGAUCAUAGAUCGGGCCUUAUCAACACCGGAGUCCCAUUACUACCUACCUCUGGGUGGCUACUCUAUGGACCAAUCGAGGCAUCUGCUGGACAAGAUGGUGCAGCAAACAAGACUCGUGUGUUGGGGCGCAGGUACUGCAUACGGGUGAUUAGGUAAUCUGCCUCGCAGGCGCGCCGUUGGGAUCACCCCCCGCCUCCAACCGCGUCGCGUCGCUCGGUCAAGCACCCAAGCAACUGACGUUCAACGAAUUUUCGCCGUGCCCAACCACCACGACCGUCCACCUGCAACGCGCGCAGUACAGCACUCAUGUCGCCAGACUAGCCGACCGUGUCAAUCUCGGUAUCUAACAGCUGCUCCGCCCUGUCCGCUGUGUGGCGUUGGUCGGCAUCAUGUACAUCAAGCAGAUCAUCAUCCAGGGCUUCAAGAGCUACAAGGACCAGACCAUAAUCGAGCCGUUCUCCCCCGGUACAAAUGUCGUCGUCGGACGAAAUGGCUCCGGCAAGAGCAACUUCUUCGCUGCCAUCCGAUUUGUCUUGAGCGAUGCCUACUCCAACCUCAGCCGCGAGGAGCGCGCCGCCCUGCUACACGAAGGUUCCGGCUCCGCAGUCGCCACCGCUUACGUCGAGAUCAUAUUCGACAAUGAAGACCGCCGCUUCCAAACCAUUGACAAGGAUGACGUCGCGAUCCGGCGGACCAUUGGGCACAAGAAGGAUGAAUACUCCGUGGACAAGAAGGUCUGGGCCAAGAAGGAGGUCUUACAGCUGCUCGAUACGGCCGGUUUCUCCAGGUCGAACCCUUUCUACAUUGUGCCUCAAGGACGCGUGACAGCUUUGACGAACAUGAAGGAGAAGGAGCGUCUGAACCUGUUGAAAGAAGUCGCUGGUACCCACUUGUACGAGGACAAACGUGCCGAGUCCUUGAAGAUCAUGAACGAAACAAACAACAAGAGGGAAAAGAUCGACGAGCUUCUCGCGUACAUCAAGGAGCGCCUGAGCGAGCUGGAGGAGGAGAAGGAAGAGCUCCGGGGCUUCCAAAACAGCGACAGGGAGCGCCGCUGUCUCGAAUAUGCAUACUACUACCAACAACAGACUCACUUCGAAGAGGCUCUCGAGGAGUUGGGAUCGGCCAUAAAAGAUGGCGGUGAGAACGACACAGAGCAGCGAGUGGCCUUCUCGAAGGGCGAGAAGGCCAUCGCGGGCAUGGAGUCGAAUUUGAGCUCUCUGGAGCAACAGCUGAACUUGCUCAAGAUCGAUAGGCGGCAGCUUGAGGAGGAUCGUCGUGAGGUGGCUAAAUCGCGGGCCAAGGCCGAGCUCAAGGUGAAAAACCUAGCCGACAGUCAAUCGUCCCGAGAUAUGGCCAAGCAUCAACACGACACAGAACUGGACGCCGUCAGGAAAGAGAUCAAGACCAAGGAGAACGAGCUUAAGAAGUUGACUCCUGAGUUUGAGAAGCACAAGAAGACCGAGUUCGAGGUGAAGCAAGCACUGGACCACGCCGAAAACCGACGGAUGCGCCUCCUGAACAAGCAGACCCGGAGCUCACAAUUUAAGAGCCGUGCUGAGCGAGACGACUACCUGCAAAAGGAGAUUAACGACCUCAAUCUGACCAUCUCGAAGCAAAAGGCCAAUCUGAUUGAUGCCGAGGAAGAGGUCAAGAACGUGACCGAGUCCAUUGAUGGUCUCGAGAGGUCUGUCGCAGACCUUCGCGCCCAACUAGAGAAUUGGGGUGGCGGUAGGCAGUCAAUGAUUGACCAGGUUGCGCAAGCUCAAGAGACUCUUGACAGCCUCAACGAAGAGAGGAAGAGGUUGCGCCGCGAAGACGACAAGCUUGACACAGUUCUCGCAAAAGUCCGCGAGGAAAGGGACCGAGCGGAACGUGAGCUGUCCUAUGCCAUGGAUCAUGCCACCGCCAAAGGUUUGGCCACUUUACGCCAAAUAAGACGCGAGAGGGACAUUCCAGGCGCAUACGGGACUCUCGCGGAGCUGAUGGAGGUCCCAGAGGCAUACCGCAUCGCUGUCGAGCAGACUGCAGGAACCAGCCUCUUCCAUUACGUUGUUGACAACGAGAGGACGGCAAGCAUGCUUGCGACAGAGCUUUUCAAGAGACACGGUGGCCGCAUCACCUUCAUGCCCCUUGCGCAGUUGAAGCCGAGGCGCAUCAACAUGCCUCGCGCGAGCGAUAUUGUGCCCCUCAUCAACAAGAUCAACUAUGACCAGGAGUUCGAAGACGCCUUCCAACAAGUCUUUGGCAAGACUGUUGUCACCAACAACUUGCAAAUUGGUGGACAAUAUGCCAGAAGCCACAACGUGGACGCCAUCACAUCCGACGGAGAUAUCAUUAACAAGAGGGGUGUCAUCUCUGGUGGAUUUAUCGACACGCGCAAAUCACGCUUGGAAGCUGUCGCGGCCGUGAACCAGUGGCGUGACAAAUACGAGGAGAUUCUGUCGCAAGCAUCGGAAACCCGGAAACAAUUGGAGCAGAAAGACCAGGAGAUUACCCGCGCAUUGGGCGAAUUGCAGAAGACAGAGUUGCAAUUACGGCGAGCUGAUGGUGGCCUUGACCCGCUCAGGAUUGAGCUGAGAAGCAAACUCGCCCAACUCGAACGUCAGCGAGAGCAUCUUGAUGCAGCUAUCAGCAGGAGAGACCAGGUCGACAAGAACAUGCAUGACUUCGGUGCGAAUCUCGAGGCGAUGGAGGCGGAGCUGGCUUCUGACUUCAAGAAGGCUCUGACUAGUGAUGAGGAGCAGGCGGUAGAAGAGCUCACUCAGCAGGUGCAACAGCUGCAGAAGGAGUGGAACGUGGCCGCCAAAGCUCGGAGAGACUUGCACACGCGGAAACAGAUAUUGGAGACAGACCUGCGUCAAAACCUGCGUCUUAAGGAAGACCAGCUGAGCGGUUUGGCCUUUGAGAACUCCACUGCCGCUGAUGGAGGCAGCAGCUACUCGGAUGCGCAGAAAGAACUCAAGAAGAUCCAGAAGUCCACCGUCUCAAUCGAGAAGAAGAUACAGCAGAAUGAAGCACAGGCUGAGGAGCUCGGCUCUCAGAUCUCAGAAGUGGGAUCAGCCAUCGAGGUGAAGCAACAGGAGCUGCAGGAGCUUGCCCGGCAGAUUGAGAGGCACCAGAAGAGGAUAGAGAAGAGCGCACAGAAGAAACACAUCCUCAAUGGCCAGAUCGAAGAGAUGGCCAAGAGCAUCCGGGACCUGGGUGUGCUUCCGGACGAGGCCUUCAGCAAGUAUAUCAAGCUCAAGUCAAACGAGAUCACGAAGCGGCUGAAGAAUGUCAACGAGAAGCUCAAGAAGUACAAGCACGUCAACAAGAAGGCCUUUGAGCAGUAUAACAGCUUCACAACACAACAGGAGCAGCUUCUGAAGAGGCGAGAAGAACUUGACGCAUCGCAAGCCUCCAUUGAGGAGCUGAUUGCGCAUCUUGAUGAGCGGAAAGACGAGGCAGUCCAGCGCACCUUCAAGCAAGUCUCGAAAGAAUUUGCAGAAAUAUUCGAGCGGCUGGUCCCUGCUGGGCGUGGCGGCUUGGUCAUCGAGCGCAAAGCCGACAAGCGCCGGGGAGAGGCUGAGGAUUCGGACGAACAGGAUGGAGGCAGUGUCGAGAACUACACCGGAGUUGGCAUCAAAGUGUCUUUUAACUCGAAGAUGGAUGAGCAGCAGAAGAUCCAGCAACUCAGUGGUGGCCAGAAGAGUCUGUGUGCUCUCUGCCUGAUUUUCGCACUCCAGCGGACUGAGAGCAGUCCCUUUGUCAUUUUCGACGAAGUCGACGCCAACCUCGACGCGCAGUACCGGACAGCGGUGGCGGAGCUGCUACAGACGCUGUCCAAGGAGGCUGGCACCCAGUUCAUCUGCACUACUUUCCGACCUGAGAUUGUCAAUGUGGCCGACAAGUGCUAUGGUGUAACUUUCCGCAACAAGUCGAGCGCUAUCGGCUGCUACGACACGGAGGACGCACUGGAGUUUGUCGAGGGCCAGGCCCCGAGGUAGUCUGUUGAUGAUGUUACUCGAACGCGCGAACGCGGAGACUAGAGGCUGUGCUGUACAGGACUGGGAAGAGGCUGCUUCCUUAAUGACCAUUCUGGCGGGUUUGCUUUUGUCUCACGACAUGAGGGAUGGAGUCGGCCUCCAGGUUCCGGCGAGUGUGGUGUUUCUUGCUUACGAUGUACAAAUUGCGUUAUUGCAGUAUUUCCUGAACGGAGGGAAGGAUCAUUCUGGUAUGAUAUCCUGGAAGCAUGAGUAUUGACACAAUUCUACCGCCUGGACGUGCAA